This is a messenger RNA of Solanum verrucosum, 1846 nucleotides long. RefSeq names its product succinate-semialdehyde dehydrogenase, mitochondrial. The transcript is spliced from 2 exons. The record is from RefSeq and is a predicted model, not a curated record. Bases 164 to 1732 code for a protein of 522 amino acids. Lineage: Eukaryota; Viridiplantae; Streptophyta; Magnoliopsida; Solanales; Solanaceae. Gene Ontology annotation, biological process: aldehyde metabolic process; GABA catabolic process. Gene Ontology annotation, molecular function: succinate-semialdehyde dehydrogenase (NAD+) activity.
AUAUAUAGUUUGCGUUGACUAAUAUUGAGGUAGUAGGUAGCAUCUAUCUCUUUUAGGGUUCCAUCGCUCACACACACUCUCUUCACUCUCCGGUAGAUCUCCAAAUUCUCCGACGAAAAAGUUUAUUCAUUUGGAUGCUUGAAGUUGGAAUUCGGGUGCCCUGAUGCAAAUGAUUCGUGUGCGUACCAGAAUGGCUCUUUCUGCUUGUGCGAUGUUAUAUCGUUCCUCAAUUUCAGGUCCUGUGCGACUGAUGACGACAGACACACAAAGUGUUGCUGCUAAGCUGAGCAGCUCUGGAUUGUUGCGGAGUCAGGCUCUUAUUGGAGGGAAAUGGGUUGAUGCAUACGAUGGGAAGACUAUAAAGGUCCACAAUCCUGCAACAGGGGAGGUAAUAACAGAUGUGCCAUGCAUGGGAGGGAGGGAGACGAAUGAUGCAAUUUCUUCUGCCUAUGAUGCAUUUAGUUCAUGGAGCAAACUUACUGCCGCUGAAAGGAGCAAAUAUUUAAGGAAGUGGUAUGAUUUGAUAAUGGCCCAUAAAGAAGAACUUGGACAGCUUAUGACACUAGAGCAAGGGAAACCUCUGAAAGAGGCCAUUGGUGAAGUUAGUUAUGGGGCUGGUUUUAUUGAGUUCUCCGCUGAAGAGGGUAAGCGUAUAUAUGGUGACAUCAUUCCAUCACCAUUAGCAGAUAGGCGGUUAUUUGUUUUAAAGCAACCAGUUGGUGUUGUUGGUGCAAUUACUCCGUGGAAUUUUCCCCUGGCUAUGAUUACCCGAAAAGUUGGCCCUGCUCUUGCUUGUGGUUGUACAGUGGUGAUAAAACCAUCUGAACUCACACCCUUGACUGCUUUAGCAGCAGCUGAACUCUCCAUUCAAGCUGGAAUACCACCGGGCGUAGUGAAUGUUGUUAUGGGAAAUGCACCUGCUAUUGGAGACGCACUGCUUGCAAGCCCACAGGUAAGAAAAAUUACAUUCACAGGUUCAACCAAGGUUGGGAAAAAAUUGAUGGAAGGUGCUGCUGCCACCGUUAAAAAGGUGUCUCUUGAGCUAGGCGGUAAUGCACCUUGCAUCAUCUUUGAUGACGCAGAUCUUGAAGUAGCUUUAAAAGGAGCUCUGGCAACAAAGUUCCGUAACACCGGACAAACAUGUGUAUGCGCGAACAGAAUACUUGUGCAAGAAGGGAUAUAUGAUAAAUUCGCAAAUGCUUUUGCAAAAGCUGCCCAAAACAUGAAAGUUGGAGAUGGUUUCACUGAAGGUGUGGAACAAGGCCCUCUAAUCAAUGAAGCAGCAGUACAGAAGGUUGAAUCUUUUGUAGAAGAAGCUACUUCGAAGGGAGCCAAAGUCCUCGUUGGUGGGAAGAGACACAGCCUAGGCAUGACUUUCUACGAGCCUACAGUCGUAACUGGAGUUAACAGUGAGAUGCUCUUGGCGAAAGAGGAAGUAUUUGGGCCAGUCGCCCCUCUUCUGAAGUUCAAAACAGACGAAGAAGCAAUCCAAAUGGCUAACGACACCAAUGCUGGUUUAGCUGCUUAUAUAUUCUCAACAAACAUCAAAAGAGCUUGGCGUGUUACUGAAGCUCUCGAAUAUGGAAUUGUCGGAGUUAAUGAAGGACUAGUUUCAACCGAGGUAGCUCCAUUCGGAGGCGUGAAACAAUCAGGUCUUGGCCGCGAAGGUUCUAAAUACGGGAUGGAUGAAUAUUUAGAGAUGAAAUAUGUGUGCUUGGGAAGUAUGAGCUAAAUCACCUAUGUAAUUUUUUUUUCUCACUAAUAAGAGACACAAUGGUGCCAGUCUCAUUUUGGGUUUAAUGCAGUUUUCACGUCUUUAUGAAUGAACACAUUUUUAGUGUCUUUA